UCUCUCUCUCAGCACACACAACCCAAAACCGCCCACCAUGCCAGCCCAAAAGCGCACUCGCAGCGGCGACCCCAAGCCGCAACCCAAACCUCCCUCACAGCAACCAACCACCACCCCAACGACCGCAACUCCACCCUGCGCCCAACCCCAACAAGCCGCACCCACCACCACCCACCCCACCCCAAAACGCAUGCGCACAAGAGCCAACCACAAGAACACCUACGUCCCACACAUCCGCGGCCCGCGCCCACCCCCACCACAACACACCCCGGAACCACGCACGCGCGGCCCCAAACCCGCGAAACCCACGGCCAUCCAGAAGCGCCCGCAGCUGCCCCCAAACGCCACGCUCACGAAACGGCCGCUCCUGCGCCCCGCCAUCCCGCGCCCCGAGGCCGCCGCCGCCGCGCCCAAGGUGCUCUACGUGUCUGCGGCGACGCCGUUCGUGGCCGCGUGUAAGCGCAUUCGCGGGCUGCUGGCGGGGAUCGAGCGGCGGGGGACGCAGGCCGCGGGUGCGGGGGAGGGGCGGGGGAACAGGAGGGGCAGGGGCGGGAGUAAUAGUCGCGGUGGAGGCGCGCAGGGGCUGCAGGCGAAUGGGCGUCUGGACGCGGCGGCCGUGGAGGCGAGUAUUGCGCUUGCGGCGGCGGCGGGGAAGAAGGGGAAGGGGAAGGGAGUGGAUGCGGGACGCGGAGAAGAAGUCUACGUCAAGGCGACGGGGCGGGCGAUUCCGCGGGCGCUGGAGCUGGGCGUCAAGUUCCAGGGCGAGAGCGAUUGCCGGGUGCGCGUGGAGAUGGGGAACGUGCAGGCGAUUGACGACGUGGAGAUGGGUGGCGACGACGGGGAGGACGACGAGGAUGUGCCGGAGACGCGGAUACGCAUGCUGAGUACGGUGACGGUGUGUAUUGGACUGGCGUGAGUGGACAUCACUACGAAUUAAGAUACCCAUAGCAGCGAGGUGGACC
Messenger RNA from Boeremia exigua, 962 nucleotides. Its product is annotated as Rpp20 subunit of nuclear RNase MRP and P-domain-containing protein. Gene Ontology annotation, biological process: intronic box C/D snoRNA processing; nuclear-transcribed mRNA catabolic process, RNase MRP-dependent; tRNA 5'-leader removal. Gene Ontology annotation, molecular function: RNA binding. Bases 38 to 916 code for a protein of 292 amino acids. NCBI's taxonomy places the organism in Eukaryota, Fungi, Ascomycota, Dothideomycetes, Pleosporales, Didymellaceae. The transcript has a single exon. Gene Ontology annotation, cellular component: ribonuclease MRP complex; nucleolar ribonuclease P complex. The record is from RefSeq and is a predicted model, not a curated record.